AGGUACAGUAAGCCGUAAUACGUUUUGACCGAUUUUCCCGUGGAACCUGGAGAGCUUAGUGCUUCUCUGGGUUCUCUCUGGUGCAGCAGUUGCAGUGCAGAAAUGGCGAGCUCAGGAGCGUCGUCGCCAGGAUCGAGCCCAGUGGAGCUGAGACACUGCAUCGCCGAGCUCUUGAGGUUCACCCUCCAGUCUCGCGUCGACGGGACCCUGAACCUCGCUUUCGAUCUCGGCCUCUCCGUGGAGUUCUGCUCCGCUCUUCUCAGAGACGACCCACCGCACGAUCACCACCCUUCGUCGUCGCCGUCUCCUUCCUCAGAAAGCUGUCAAGGUGUGCCUGCAUAUCCUUUAUACAAGCGUCUAGCUUCAGCUUUGGAGGAAGCUAUAUCAUCUGGAGUGUCAUUUCCGAGGCACGAGUCACCAGCAUGGUUUAAUCAAGAGGAUGACAUACACGAUAAGGAAGUGCUAGACCAAUUGAUUUCAUGCAAGGGAGCUGAAUUGCUGAAUAUUUUGAAGAGCAUAAAAUUUGAACUUCAUGCGCAGGAGCCUUAUUUUACUCAACUUAGAGAUGGGCUGAAAACAAUUGAAGGAAGGUGUGCUCAUGGAAAUUAUAAACGCUAUAUCUUCAGCAUUGUGUCAGCGGACUUGAUUCUGUUCAACAAAUGUUUGGUUCUUGAGGUUCAGGAUGUUCAUUGGUAUGCUUCCUUUUUUGAGAUGUUGGGUGCAGAAAGUCUGAGUAAAGUUCUUCCUGGUGUUAAUUCGGUCGAUGAAGGUGUUCAAGUUUAUAGGAAGUUUUACACUGAAGAGAAAGAAAAGUCUAAUGGUGUUCUUGCAAUUGGUGUCUCCAGAUUGGUUGAUCAGCCCUACAUCUCUUUGGCUAGAAUAAUUUCUGGAUUGACUUCUAAGGGUGUUCAAAAACUUCUAGGUCUCGUUCAUAUUGCGGGGACAGUUCCUGAGUCACUUCCUCCACCUAGAUCUGCUCUGCUGUCCGCAUUUCAGCUGCCUUACAAUCCAAAUGUUAAAGGUAGCACCUUAACUGAUGGAGCCAGGGCUUUGGCAAAGCAUGUCAAUAGGAGUAGUGACAAGUAUUGGGGGAAUUUCAUAGGGAGCGAUUUAUGUAAAAAUAAUCUAGCAAAGGAUGUAAUCAGCCGCUUAGUUGCAACCUGUCAAUGGCAGAAUUUGCAUGCUGUUCCACCACAUGGAGUUGUGUUUGAGAUAAGGGAUGUUAGCGGUUAUGGUGCACGGUGGUCAGAGGAUGGCGCUAAGUUCAUUGGAUUUCUAGAGCCAUAUGUGAAGGAUGGUCACAUGAAAGGAUGGAAGCACUGAGUUGAUCUGUGGAGAUCUCACUGGCCAGAUCCUUAACUUAGUGUUUGUAUGCUAUUAGGUAGUUCUGAGUGGCAUUAUCUGUACAUCAUUUUGUUUCCUCGCAGAAGGAGCUCAAAAGUCUUAUCAGAUCAUUCACAUUAUUGUUAACAAAAAUUUUAAUUUUUCAAGGCAGUGACUUUUCCAGUAAUGUGUGUGAUUCCUUGCUUGACAGUUGGUGUUGACCUUUGUGGUUAUGAGCAUACUAAGUCAUACUUGGGUGGUUCAACACAUUAGUUGCAGCGUUUUCAUGUGGGGGCAGUGGCAUAUCUUAGAAGCAGUUAGCUUGUUUGAAAAUAGAAAUGGAGUGACUCAAUAGAAGGGAAGGCGACAAGUAAAAUGUGGGAUUGCCAAAACAUCAUCGAGUUUAGCCAACAUGUUUUCGGACGCACUGGUUUCUCAUAACCAGCUAGAUCUAUUUGGGGACGAACUUAACUGAUUUAUGUUGUCACAUCCGUGUCGAAUGUAUAUAGUAUGUCAUCACUGGCGAGAAAUGUUGUUGUCACUGAUGGUUGUUGCACUUUCAAAUUCGAUGAUUAGUCUUGGUUCUUUGAAAAAACAGAAAGAGGCAUUGUGCAAGGAAAUAAGUCAUUU
This is a messenger RNA of Syzygium oleosum, 1953 nucleotides long. RefSeq lists its product as uncharacterized. The transcript has 11 exons. NCBI's taxonomy places the organism in Eukaryota, Viridiplantae, Streptophyta, Magnoliopsida, Myrtales, Myrtaceae. The record is from RefSeq and is a predicted model, not a curated record. Bases 103 to 1323 code for a protein of 406 amino acids.